Molecule: messenger RNA, 2970 nt
Organism: Pseudogymnoascus verrucosus
Lineage: Eukaryota; Fungi; Ascomycota; Leotiomycetes; Thelebolales; Thelebolaceae
Exons: 3
Coding region: 528-2690 (720 amino acids)
Source: RefSeq, a predicted model, not a curated record
CCUCAACUCCUACUCGCUGCACUGAGCAUGUGAUCCGUGCACCUUGUGGGUGUCACCGUGGUGUGGUACCUGGUACCUGCAUAUGUCUCUCCCGUGCAUAGACCCUCCGUGCAUAUGGACCGCCAGAGGCCCGUCGACCGUCGAACCGUCCUUCUGUUGCACACCCGACACACCUCUGUAACACCCACCUCCCUCUCCACGUUUCCAAACAAUUGUUUAAGCUGCACCUCGCCGUCGCGCAUUCCACUGCCGCUGUUAAAGACUUUUCUGUACAUACCCUCUGCUUGAAGUGCCGGAAACCAAGACAUUUCUUCGUCCUUGCUUCAAUAAUCGUGCUUGGUUUCCUUCGUAUCUCCCUAACCUACCAAGGAGACCUCAACCAACAGAGUCGACAACAACAACAAAAGGCGCAGGUAGCCUUCUCCGAAUCUGCUCGCUCACAACCCACACCGCGCAUCUGGACUAUUAGCCUGGAGCGCUGCCGCAUGUUGCAAUAUCCAGAAUAGGAGACCUGAGAGCGCAGGACCAUGGCGGACACCAGCAGGAUGUCAGGCUUCCUGCCGACGAUAAAGUGCUCUAUGUGUGCGCAGGAGAUCGAGAUCUCCAUGAUGGGCGAGCAUGUCUGCGGCCCUGCUGAGCCCACGCCGCCGCUAGAGCCUUCUUCAAAAGGCUAUUCCACAUACUCCCCAUACGAUAGCAAACCUCUCCCGCCGCCCGACAACAGCGGCGCAUAUAAAUCCACCCGUCUACCACCGCCGCGUGUAGACACCAGAGCAGCCAACCGCCCCUUCACCCGCCCCGACCAACUCACCCCCGUCUCAGCCUCCAGCGAGUCCCGCAGCGCCUCCCCCAUGACCCCUAGCGACGGUCUACGCUCGCCCUACCCACGUGCCCUCGGCGCCGCUCGCACACAGAUCAACGACCGCUCCUCCCCCGACUUCCUCGCCACAAACGCCGAUAGCUCGUUCCCGCCCUUCCCGCCGCCGAAAAGCCCGUACCUCGCGAGGCCGCAGCAGUACGCUGAAGCGGACCCGAGAUAUGCGCCGGUGAGCCCGAGGUUGGGCCAGGGCGGCGGGGUGUUGAAGAGGAUGAACACCAUUGCCCCCGGCCCGUUUGAUAUCAAGGGACGUCGAGGCAAGCGUGAGGGUACAGAGGAAGCGGUAGACGAAGAGCCGAAUCAUAUGCGGGCGAAAUCCACCGACGGCCGCGCCCACGGCCGUAGCACCUCGUCGGGGUCUUCCAUGUCCUCGCGCUCACCCCCGCGCUCCGAAAUCCCUCCAAUUCCUAUCCGAACCGAGCGCCCCGGUGGCUAUGGCGGCUUCGGGCCACCACCUUCAUCAUCGUCAUCACUCGAUGCGCCUCCGCCCCUCACACCCACAAACAGGAGCAACACCUUCCCAAAAGCCACGCCAGGCGGAAGCAACUUCGUCGGCCUCCCGAGACGACCAUCCGAGUCCGCGCGCCCUCGUCACCCCUCAACAUCCACCGUCGCAUCCACCACCUUCGACGGCCCAACCUUCGUCCGCACCUCCCCCCCGCGCGACUCGCACACGCGCCUGCCCUCCAUCACACCUCCUCCACCACCCCGUGGAGCUCCGCUAGCACGCCAAGGCAGCGUAGCGGGUAUAAACCUCGACGCCGAGUUCGGUGCACAAAACCCCUUCCACACACCCUCCGUCUCGCAGUCCUCCAGCGACUCGAGCCACUCCCCACGCAGCAAGACGAGCUCGCGCUCCAGCCCACCGUCAUCGGUCGAACCGCCGCGACGAAGGCAGGAGAAGAGCGCUAUGGGCGGUUUUGACGGGUUAAUGCAGGACCUCGAGCAAGCCAUCGCUGAGGUGCCAGUACCGCAGCCACAGCCACAACAACAACCCGCUGUGCAAGACGCGAGAGGAAGGAGGAACCUAGACCCCUCCCUCCUCUCCCCCGAGUUCGCAGACCCAGCAAUCCAAUCCGGACUCCGCUCCCCCGGCCUCCCGCGCGAAAGCAGCAGUGGCAGCCGCUACAACCCGCAACAAGGCCACUCCCCCCGCCGCCCAUCCGCCCCGCGCCUCGAACAACCCAACCCCUCCCUCCGCCACCCCUCGCAACCGCACUCUCCCUCCUUCUCGCCCGCGCGCCGUCCUUCCACCGCAGCAUCCGACACCAUGAACCCCCACACGGGACCACCCGCGCGUCGCCCGUCAACGGCGAAGGGGGCGUGUAAGGCGUGCCAGCUGCCGAUCACGGGGAAGUCGCUGUCGUCGUCUGAUGGGCGGCUGACGGGGCACUAUCACAAAGCGUGUUUUACGUGCACGACGUGCCGGGCGCCGUUUGCGACGGCGUCGUUCUAUGUCCUGGAUGAUGCGCCGUAUUGCGCGCGGGAUUAUCAUAGGUUGAAUGGGAGUUGUUGUGGUGGGUGUGGAGGCGGGAUUGAGGGGCCGUGUUUGGAGACGGCGAAAGGGGGGGGGAUGGGGGGGAGGAAGUUUCAUCCUGGGUGUUUGGUUUGUAGUGAUUGUAGGGGGCCGGUUAGUGAUGGGUAUUUUGAGCUGGGGGGGAGGGUGUAUUGUGAGAGGGAUGCGAUGAGGAGGGCGCAGAUGAGGGCGAGGGGCCGGGGAGGGAGGGGGAGAGGUGGCCCUGGAGGCAUGCUUGGGGUUGGUGGAGGGAUGGGGAGGAUGGAGCGCAGGACGACGAGGUUGAUGAUGAUUUGAGCGGGGAUAGGGUUGUGGUUUUGUGUGUUGUGUGUGGCGUAUACCCCGAUUCUUACUUUUGUUUUCGCAGGUUUUGUGCGGGUGGGUUGGAUGGUUUCGCGGGUUUUGGCCGGUGCUGUUUGGCAUUGCGAGGGGAGAUUAGUUAAUGUGUUUGUGGAUGGAUGGAUGAUGGGAUCUGAAGUACAUAUAAUCAAUAAUCGAUAUGAGGCACGAGGUGCUGGUUGCUACUCACUGCGUUUGUUUCUCACUUUCUCUGAUCAUGGUGAUACUCAUAGUGAAG